CCAGGAACAAGCUCCGCAAGUUUCCACUCUGCAGAGUUAAACAUUUCUAAUUUGAUUGUGAGAUGCAAUGUGAUACAUUUGAGAAAAAUAGCGCAACAGGCACAGCUCGGAGUCGGAGCUAAGUUUAUGUAAUUUCAGUAUGUGCUCAGACAGAGGAGCGAGCUUCAGCAGUCAGGAAAGGUGGAAGAAAAAAAAAGUGUUCCUCCCAGCUCAUUGGUCCAAAAUCUCCCUGUGCUGCCACGAUUCUGCGCACACGUGACGUCCCUGUUUUCACCCACUUAACGCAUGUACUUAAACCAGGAGCAGCACCAUUCAGCAGCAUCAACACGACCAGAUCUGCAUUAAUGUCCACGAGAUAAGCUCGCAGCAGAGGAGGGGGGUUCGGAUCGCAGGAGGUGGACAAUGGCGGCUGCCACGAGCAGCAACACAUCCCCAGCCCCGCUUCAGAUGAAACACCCCAGUAUGGACAUGGAGCAUACGCGGAAACGCAUGGACCCGAGGAGGAGGCAAGCGGCGCUGGCUUUUCUCAGCAACAUUUCUCUGGACGGCAGACCCGUGCAAGACGACGCAGACAAUCAGAACCAGGAGGAGAACUCCCUGGAAGCACGGACUAGACAGCAGAGUCUGCUUUCUCCGGAGCGCUCCGCGGCGCACGGUGCUGCUGGCACCGUCGAGACGGCUGCUACUGCGGCUGCUCCCACCGCCACCCAGGCGCUCGCUUUAGCCAACCAGGCUCGCCUUGCCAGCAGCUGGGGCAGUGGGACGGGUCCUGCUACUGCUGCCCCGGCGGAUACCGACUCGGAGGGCGACGCAUUCACGCCCUCGACGGUCAACUCGCCUUUCUCCGCGCUCCCUCCCUCGACCAGAGGGAGGCUGCAGACCUACACUCAGGGAAUUUUACCUGCACACUACUCCAGGCAGUUCUCCCCGAGCUUCUGCCUGGAGGGCGGACAGAUAGAGCAGCAGAGGUCAAGACGAAGGCUCAUCUCGCAGAGAUCGUCGCUCGAAACUCUUGAGGACAUCGAGGAGAACGCUCCUCUUCGCAGAUGCCGAACCCUCUCAGGUUCACCCCGACCAAAGAGCUUCAAGAAGAUCCACUUGGUAAACAACAUGAAGCAACACGAUAUGCGCAAUGGAAGGAUAGUCCUUAUCAGUGGCAGAAGAUCCUUCUAUAGUGUAUUUUCUGUCCUGCCGUAUCGAGAUUGUAGCCAAGCAGGGGAUAUGAAGGCAGAGGGGCGUCAGCGGCACCCAUCGGGAGGUGUAAGUGCCAAGGAGAUGGUGAUUGGGCUGGAGGGAGUGGAGUUGGGGGCAGAUGGAAAGACUGUGUCCUACACCCAGUUCUUGUAUCCCACCAAUGUGUUGGGUGGCCGAAGGAACACGAUCGACUCCACCUCGUCCUUCUCUCAGUCCCGUAAUGCGAGCCACCGCAGCCUGAGUUUGGGCCGAGCCAACAGCAACCAGAGCAGCUUAGACACAGGGAACGACUUUGGAGACUUCCGCGAGUACGACCCCAACCUGCUGGAUGAUCCGCAGUGGCCUUGUGGAAAACACAAAAGAGUUCUCAUCUUCCCCUCUUACAUGACGACGGUCAUUGAAUACGUCAAACCUUUUGACCUCAAGAAGGACAUGAAUGAGACUUUCAAAGAGAAGUUCCCUCAUAUACGACUCACCCUCAGCAAGAUAAGAAGCUUGAAAAGAGAGAUAAAAAAACUGGCUCAGGACGAAUGUGGCUUUGAGGAGCCAACAGUGGCCAUGGCUUUUGUCUACUUUGAAAAACUUGUUCUUCAAGGCAAACUAAACAAACAGAAUCGGAAGCUCUGCACUGGCGCCUGCGUCCUUCUGGCGGCGAAGAUCGGCGGUGACCUCAAGAAACACGAAGUUAAGCUUCUCAUAGAUAAACUGGAGGAGAGGUUCAGGGUGAACCGCAGAGAGCUGAUAGCGUUUGAGUUUCCUGUCCUGGUGGCGCUGGAGUUCAACCUGCACCUGCCAGAACACGAGAUCAUGCCCCACUACAGACGCCUCCUGCAGACCUCUUAGCGUUGGUGAUCCAUCAGGAGGACGGGUGCCUGGGCUCUCCUCCUGAUCCUCUGUUUCCAGUAGCCUCCAUCCCUCAGCCUCACUCUGAGCUCAUCACUACAGAUAACAUUCUCCUUCCCCUCACAGAACUGCAAUUUGCCAAAAAGACACAUUUUCUAACAAAUAUUUCUACAUUCAUCAUCACUACUCGAACCUCCAAUUAGAGAGGUUCUCAUCUUUACAUAACUUUGUAUUAUUAACUUUUUGGGAUGGAUCACUUUUCCCAUUUUUCAUCAGAUUUUUUUGUAAACUUGGGUUCUGAUUGUUAGAUCUUCACCUUCCUGAACAAAAGCCUUCUAACUCUCAUCUCUAAAGUGCACUUUUAACGUAAUGCAAGACAUGUUUGUUUUAGACUAUUAACAAGCUCGGGAAUUCAAACCUUGCAAAAGAAAAAAGAAGCAUUAUUCAUAAGCACCGCACACCUUUUUUCCACCCAAAAUGCUUUUCUAGUCGCAAAGAUCUGCACGAAGAGUUGUGAAUGUUUCUACCUGCAGAAAAGAUGCAAUCUCUCUUUUUCUUCAUAGUUUCUACUGUUUUCUGUAGACCCCCAGAGACCAACCUUUCUCAGCAUCAGAGCUCCUGUACUCUAUGUUAGAGUGUAUUUACAGCAUGUUUUAAGCUGCUUUAAGAUGGAAUAUGUUAAUGAGUCUGGAUAAAAAUACUUAUAACCAGUGAUUUUUAACCAGGUAGGUGUUCUCUUUAUGAUUUAUAUGAGACAUUUGUCUUUAGAUGACCUCUGUGAGGAAGGACAACCUCUAAAACAAGGACUCGAUGAUGACUAUUGAAACUUGAAUGUAUCGAUUUGAAAUCUACAGUUUCUUAAAAAUAAAAAAUCAUCCAUUUUAUCUGUUAAAAUGAACCAUACUGCUAGAUUUUUCCUUUUCAUAGCUUAUAAUCUG
Messenger RNA from Nothobranchius furzeri (turquoise killifish), 2975 nucleotides. It is a transcript of the gene cables1, whose product is annotated as Cdk5 and Abl enzyme substrate 1. Lineage: Eukaryota; Metazoa; Chordata; Actinopteri; Cyprinodontiformes; Nothobranchiidae. Gene Ontology annotation, biological process: nervous system development; regulation of cell cycle. The record is from RefSeq and is a predicted model, not a curated record. Gene Ontology annotation, cellular component: cytosol.